AUGCUCAAGAAUGAUGAACUAGGCUCAGAUGCCAAUGCCCGUUUGACCUGCCACAUUCGGCUGAAGCUGGACGCAAGUCAGCUCGACCAGCUGAACAGUGCGCGUGUGAUCUCACAACCCAGCAUCAAGGCUGCAUUACCGCCCUGUGGAUCUUUCCACAACGAAUUCCCGAAUAGGAACCCUGCAAUUGUUGACAAUGAACUGAACGGUUUGGGGGGUUCAAAAGACUUAAGCGAAAAAUAA
Molecule: messenger RNA, 243 nt
Organism: Cadophora gregata
Lineage: Eukaryota; Fungi; Ascomycota; Leotiomycetes; Helotiales; Ploettnerulaceae
Exons: 2
Coding region: 1-243 (80 amino acids)
Source: RefSeq, a predicted model, not a curated record